CUCAUUCAGGGGGCAGGGGAAAUGGGCGGGAAACGCGCAAAAUUUGAAAGUUCACCCGGAAACAACGCUCGAGAUAAGAGUGUGCUUCUUAGCUAGUUUAUUUGUUGACGUAAAAAGUAUUGUUGUUACGGCAUGGCGGUUUGAUUGUAUGUGACAAAAAAUGUUGAAGUUCAAAUACGUCAGUCAAGGCAACGUGAAAGGUCUCUCCUCUGCCGCUGACCCUAUUACCAGCCGCAGCCUGAGACUCAACCAGGUGUUUCAGGGAAAAGUCAACUUAGGUGCAGCAGCAGGAGGAGGAAGCUUAGGACGGGAGGAAUUUCUGGAAGCCUUGUUGCUUCUCUACCAGGAGUGCACGUCUCCUGAGCUCAAGAAGAUACGUCAUGUGGCAACGUUUGUCAAUAAAUUCUCUGACGCAGUGUCAGAGCUGCAGGCUCUGCAGCCAGGCCUUCAGGACUUUGAGUAUCGUGCAGUAGUGGGUCGCGGUCGCUUUGCUGAAGUCCAAGUUGUCCGAGAGAAAGCCACAGGAGAUGUUUGUGCACUUAAAGUGAUGAAGAAAGAAGUUCUACGCACUAAAGACAAUGUUGUUUUUUAUGAGGAGGAAAGGAGGAUCUUGUCUAUGAACAGUAGUCCAUGGAUCCCACAGCUUCUCUACGCCUUCCAGGACAAAGAGCACGUCUACCUGGCGAUGGAGUACAUGCCAGGUGGUGACCUGAUGUCCCUGCUGAACCGAUACGAGGAUCAGUUUGAUGAAGCCAUGGCUCAGUUUUAUUUGGCCGAGCUGAUAGAGGCCAUUCAUGCUGUCCACCAGCUGGGCUACGUCCAUAGAGAUGUCAAACCAGAAAACAUUCUCAUCGACCGGACUGGUCACAUUAAGGUAUCCGACUUUGGAUCCGCUGCCAGACUGACCGUUAACAAAACAGUCACUGCUCCUACAGUGCCCGUUGGAACCCAGGACUUUUUGUCCCCUGAGGUCCUGGCAGCCGUGAACGGUGGCGCUCAGGGCACCUAUGGGAUUGAAUGUGAUUGGUGGUCCGUUGGGGUCAUUGCCUAUGAGAUGAUCUAUUCCAAGUUACCAUUUUCUGAUGGCACUUCAACCAAGACUAUCCACAACAUCAUGCAUUUCCAUCGGUAUUUAAAAUUUCCAGAAGAGCCACGUGCCAGUAAACAGUUUGUCGACUUGGUGCAGAGCUUGCUGUGUGGAGCAAAAGAGCGACUCGGCUACCAGGGACUCCGGUGUCACUCUUUCUUCUCCACUGUAGACUGGAACAACCUAAGACAAGUUCUCCCGCCUUUCGUUCCUGCAUUGCAAGCUGAAGAUGACACCUCUAAUUUUGAGGAGCCGGAGCAGGCUGCCCCCUGGCCAGCUUCUGCCAACCAGCAAGGAGCUCUGCCGGCGGGCUUCCACGGCCAGGAUCUGCCCUUUCUAGGCUGGUUCUUCAGCAGAGCUUUGACAUUAUUGGUCAAAUCGGAGUCUGUGUCUGCAGGCCUCAACUCUCCUGCAAAGAACAACUCCAUGGAAAAAAAGCUGCAUCUGAAAAGCAAAGAGUUACAAGAAACCCAAGACAAAUGUCACAAGAUGGAGCAAGAAAUCUCCAGGUUUCAGCGUAAAAUGUCUGACCUGGAAACGGUGCUUCACCAGAAAGAUGUGGAGCUUAAGGCCUCUGAGACUCAGAGGAGCAUCCUGGAGCAAGACCUUGCCACCUACAUCACUGAAUGCAGCAGCCUGAAGCGAAGUUUAGAGGAGGCACGCGUUGAGGUUUCCAGAGAAGAUGAUAAAGCCAUGCAGCUCCUCCACGACAUCAGAGAGCAGAGCAACAAGCUGCAGGAAAUCAAGGAGCAAGAGUACCAUGCACAGCUGGAGGAGAUGCAGGUCACCAUCCGGCAGCUGGAGGAAGACCUGGCAGCUGCUCGGCGACGCAGCGAUCUCUAUGAAGCCGAGCUCCGAGAGUCCCGACAAACAAGUGAAGAACUCAAACGCAAGGCUGUUGAAUAUCAGCAGAGAAUCCAGAAGGCCAAGGAGCAAGGAAAAGCUGAGGUUGAGGAGCUUCUGUCUAAACUUGAGAAGACCAACGCUGAACAACAGGUGAAAAUUCAAGAGCUGCAAGAUAAACUGUCUAAGGCAGUGAAGGCAAGCACAGAGGCCACUGAGCUGCUGCAGAACGUCCGGCAGGCUAAGGAGCGGCUGGAGCGAGAUCUGGAGCGUCUGCGGGGCAAAACUGACUCCAGUGAUACUCUGAAACGCCGCCUGAGAGAGACCGAGCAGGAGGGCAGGAAGACCCUGGAGAAUCAAGUUAAGAGGCUGGAGAUGGUUGAGCGCAGGGAGAAUAAGCUGAAAGAUGACAUUCAGACCAAAUCCCAGCAGAUCCAGCAGAUGGCUGAAAAGAUCCUGGAACUGGAGGAUAACCUGAGGGAAGCCCAGUCGACAGCUCAGAGGAUGGAAACUCAGCUGGUCCAAAAAGAGAGGCUUUUUGAAGACAAGAUCAAGGUUCUUGAGGCCCAGAUGAAGGUGGACCUGGCCGACAAGGAAAGCCUGGAGGCGAAAAGAGCUCAGCAAGAGGAGGAAUCCAGAGAGAAUUGUAAACUGAUCAGCGAACAGAAAGCAACCAUUAAUGCUAUGGAUUCAAAGAUGAAAAACCUGGAGCAGCGCAUCGCUGAGCUGUCAGAGGCUAACAAGCUCGCUGCUAACAGCAGCAUCUACACUCAGAAAAAUAUGAAAGCCCAGGAGGAGAUGAUCUCGGAGCUUCGACAGCAAAAAUUUUAUUUGGAGUCGCAGGCGGGUAAGCUGGAAGCCCAAAACGCCAAACUGGAGGAGCACCUGGAAAAGAUGAGUCAGCAGGAGCAGACCAAGAGAACGCGGCUUCUGGAGCUGGAGAGCAGGCUGCGCGAGAUGGGCCUGGAACACGAGGAAGAGAAGCUGGAGAUUAAGAGGCAGGUGUCGGAGCUGACUUUGUCGCUGCAGGAACGCGAAUCCCAGAUCAGCAGCCUGCAGGCGGCUCGCCUCGCCUUGGAGAGUCAACUGCAGCAGGCCAAGAGGGAGCUGGAGGAGACUACGGCUGAAGCUGAAGAGGAGAUCACCGCGCUGAGGAACCACAGAGAUGAGAUUCAGCGCAAGUUUGAUGCCUUAAGGGACAGCUGCUCAGUGAUCACUGACCUGGAGGAGCAGCUCACUCAGCUUAGUCAGGAGAAUGCAGAGUUGAAUCGUCAAAACUUCUACUUAUCGAAACAGCUCGAUGAAGCAUCAGACGAGAGGGAGGACCAGCUGCAGCUCAGCCAGGAAGUAGACCGUCUUAGGAGAGAAGUGGCCGACCGGGAGAUGCACCUCAACAACCAGAAACAGAAUAUUGAAACGCUGAAGACCACAUGCAGCAUGCUGGAAGAGCAGGUUGUGGAGCUGGAGUCUCUCAACGACGAGCUGCUGGAGAAAGAGCGGCAGUGGGAAGCCUGGAGGACGGCUCUGGAGGACGAGAAAGACCAAGCCGAGAGGCGCAACAGGGAUCUGCAGAGGAUGCUGGACAGUGAAAAACAGAACAGGCUGCGUGCCGAGCAGCGCAGCACCGAGUCUCGUCAGGCGGUGGAACUGGCUGUCAAGGAGCACAAGGCUGAGAUCCUGGCACUACAGCAGGCUUUGAAGGAGCAAAGACUGAAGGCUGAAAGUCUGUCUGACACACUCAAUGAUCUGGAGAAGAAGCAUGCCAUGCUGGAGAUGAACGCCAGAAGCCUACAACAGAAACUGGAAACGGAGAGGGAACUCAAGCAGAGGCUCAUGGAAGAACAAGGAAAGCUCCAGCAGCAGAUGGAUCUCCAGAAAAGCCACAUUUUCCGUCUGACCCAGGGCCUUCAGGAUGCUCUGGAUCAAACCGACAUGCUAAAAACUGAGAGAACGGACCUGGAGUACCAGCUGGAGAAUAUACAGGCUGUUUAUUCUCACGAGAAAGUGAAGAUGGAAGGAACCAUUUCCCAACAGACCAAACUCAUCGACUUUCUGCAGGCCAAAAUGGACCAACCCACCAAAAAGAAAAAGGGAAUAUUUGGGCGGCGGCGAGAAGAUGUUGGCACCACAACUAAUGGAGCCCUGGCUCCUCAAGUGCUACCGGCAGUUCCAAUGCAGUACGGUGACAUGAAACUGGCCUUGGAGAAGGAACGUUCCAGAUGUGCCGAACUGGAAGAGGCUCUGCAGAAGAUGAGGAUAGAGCUGCGGUCACUCAGAGAGGAAGCGGCUCAUUUCAAAGCCCAGGAACACGUGGCUCCCUCCACUCCGGCCCAGGCUCGACACCAGAUCCUAAUGUCAGCCAUUGUUAAAUCUCCAGAACACCAACCCAAUCCCAGCAGUUUACUGAACCCCUCCACUCGCUCCAAGGAGACUUCUACACCUGAAGAAAAGAGGAGGGUCACGUUUGAAAAGUUUGGUCGUCGUGUGAAAGAAAGAAUGCACCACAACAUCCCCCAUCGUUUCACUGUGAGCCUCAACAUGAGGGCUGCCAAAUGUGCCGUCUGCCUGGACACUGUUCAUUUUGGAAGGCAGGCUGCCACUUGUUUAGAGUGCAACACCAUUUGCCACCCUAAAUGCUCACCGUGUCUGCCAGCGACCUGCGGUCUGCCGGCUGAGUAUGCCACACACUUCUCAGAGGCGCUGUGCCGGGAAAAGGCGAACUCACCUGCUCUACAAGUGAAAGAGGCCAGCGGACACGUCCGCUUAGAGGGUUGGAUGAAGCAGCCGAGAAAUGGCAAGCGUGGCCAGCAGGGCUGGGAGAGCAAAUAUGUGGUUCUGGAUGGAACCAAACUGUCCGUCUAUGACUCUGAGCCCAGAGAAGAUUGUAUCGGUGCGGAGGAGGAGUUUGAGCUGUGUUUGCCUGAUGGAGAUGUGACGGUUCACGGAGCCGUCGGUGCCUCUGAGCUCAUCAACACCGCCAAGUCAGACAUCCCUUAUGUUUUAAAACUGGAGUCUCAUCCACACACCACAUGCUGGCCCGGUCAGUCUCUGUACUUCAUGGCUCCCAGCUUCCCUGAUAAGCAGCGCUGGGUGGCCGUGCUGGAGUCCGUUGUGGCGGGGAGUCGAGGAUCUAGAGACAAAGCAGAGGCUGAUGCUGCAGGUGUUUGUAAAAGACAGAAGAACCUGUCUCCUCUGGUUCAGAAACUUCUGGGCAAUUCUCUUCUGAAGCUGGAGGGUGAUGACCGUUUGGACAUCAACUGUACUCUGCCGCUCACUGACCAGAUUGUCCUGGUUGGCUCUGAGGAGGGCCUGUACGCUCUCAAUGUCAUCAAAAACUCUCUGACCCACAUCCCAGGACUGACUUCAGUCUUCCAGAUCCAGAUCCUGAAGGAGCUUGAUAAGCUACUGAUGAUCACUGGCGAGGACAGGGCUCUGUGUCUUGUGGAGAUCAAGAAGGUGAAACAGUCCUUGUCACAGUCUCAUCUGCCAGCACAACCAGACCUCAGCCCCUUCAUCUUUGAGACCGUUAAGGGAUGCCACCUCUUCUCCUCUGGCAAGAUUGAUAAUGGGCUGUGCAUCUGCGCGGCGAUGCCAAACAAGAUUACAAUCUUGAGACACAAUGAAAGCCUCAACAAGUUCUGCAUCAGAAAGGAGAUUGAGACCUCUGAGCCCUGCAGCUGUAUUCACUUCACUGGCUACAGCAUCAUCAUCGGCACCAACAAGUUCUAUGAGAUUGAGAUGAAGCAGUACGUUCUAGAAGAGUUCCUGGAUAAAAACGACGUGACGCUGGCCUCCGCCGUCUUUGCUGCAUCCUCCCACAGCUUCCCCAUCUCCAUCAUCCAGGUCACCACGGCCCCGCAGAAGGACGAGUACCUGCUCUGUUUCCAUGAGUUUGGCGUGUUUGUGGACGCAUACGGCCGCAGGAGUAGAACAGAUGACAUCAAGUGGAGUCGGCUUCCUCUUUCAUUUGCAUACAGAGAGCCCUACCUGUUUGUAACUUACUUCAACUCUCUGGAUGUCAUCGAGAUUCAGGGACACAUAGCCCUUGGGCCGCAUUCCUACGCUCAUUUGGACAUCCCAAACCCUCGCUAUCUUGGCCCAGCCAUCUCCUCUGGAGCAAUCUACCUGGCCUCUUCCUACCAGAAUAAACUGCGAGUCAUUUGCUGCAAAGGCAACCUAAUCCAGAAUCAAGAUGGCGGAGAUCUGCAGCGGAACGGAUCUGGACGCAGUCCUAACAAACGGGGGCCUCCUUCCUACAACGAGCACAUCUCCAAAAGGCUUGCCGCCAAUCCUCUGGUCCACGGCGAUCCUGGCACGCCUCACCGUUACCGAGAGGCCCGCACAGAGUUCCGGCGGGACAAGUCCCCCAGCCGUCCGCUGGAAAGGGAAAAGUCUCCCGGCAGGAUGCUGGAGAGCCGCAUCGUCAGUUCUCCCGGCAGGGCCAUGGCCGAUCCCCGGUUAGAGCGCUCCCCAGGCAGAGCUAUGGGAGACCCCCGCAUGGACCGAUCCCCCGGCCGCAUGAUGGAUGUUCGGAGGGAGCGCUCUCCUGGCCGGUUUGAGGAGCGUCAGAGACUUCAUACUGGAUCUGGGCGCACACCCAUAAACCCCGUUAACAAGGUUUGGGAUCAGUCGUCUGUUUGAGAGAGCGAGGACGGGGAAUUUCAUCUACAGAGAAACUGAGACUGUCACGAACACUGCCGCGCAUCUGUUUCACCUGAACUGGAAGACCCACAUCAGCGGUAGCUGUCAGAGCACAGUCUGCAAACUCAAAUAAAUCAUUGAGUAGAAUCCAAUUUUGUUUAAAGACUGGUCAACAAAAUGCCACAUUAACCACCAGAGCGGGGGGGCGUUUGUGAUGUGUAGCUGCAAAUGCUCUCCAUAGAUUGGGUUCAGUUUAAUUUCUUUCAAAUAUUUGAGAUAAAAUUCUCAAAUGAAACAUUUAUCUUUUGCUAGUUUCACCUUCAGAUUGUAGAUACUCACAGAAAAAAGCACAUCUGUAGCAAAUGCACACAGUCGGUUGUAUCUGCAUAAAAAGGUUGACAAAAAGUAACAAUAAGCAACUUUUUUCACGGUCUUCUGAAGCUCCAAUCAGGGCAGAUGCGUUGCAGGUCACACACCUCUGUCAACACACAAUCAGCAACUACAAUCAUCGUCAUCUGGGUUUCUGCCGACAGCUCUCGAGCUGCAGAGCGACUAAAGGAAGAACAAAAAAGAAAAUCAAUGAACCCUCCCCGUAGAUUAUCUGUUUGUGAUAACACUAAAAGUGCACUAACCACAACCCCCAGCAGCGAUGGAGCAGAGUCUUUCUAACCCUCCAGGACGUAAUCUAGAUUGUAAAUAGACGAGACAUAAUUUUAUAUAUAUUUACUGAGAAGGAAUUUCAAGGCUGGACAAGCCGUGUCUAUUUUUGUUAAAGAAAACCAGUGAUAAAGUGUCCUCUUGAAUGUCCGACGAGUAUUCUUUUAUUACGUACUAAUGUCCUUUUAUCAAGUGAUUGUAUCGGGAUCGGACUCGUGUGUGAACUUCCAUCCGUCAAAGGCAAAACCUCAGUGCUGAACUACAUGAAGGAGAUUAAGGGACAAGCAGGAAAAAAAAAAUCAUGUUUGAAAGCUUACAAACACAGUAUUUAAGCCUUUCUUUUGUACAGCGUCCCUUACUGUUGUAAAAAUGUUUACAGUGAAGUUGAAAUGAAUCCUCGUUUUUUUCCUCCCGAUUCAUAAAAUGGCAUGGAUAUGUAUACCUGAUCUGAACCAGUCUUCUGCCCCAUCUUUACUCCCCUAUUCAAAAACAAAGCACGUGAAUUAUAUCCUUUAUUUUUAUCAAUGACUGUGCGUUUUCACAUGCAUCGAUUUGACUUAAACUUACUUUUCUUUAUAAAGUCAUUAAUUGGGAAACUAAAACACUUCAUGUGGUUAACACAUAUUGGCAUCCUUUUAUAUAAAGAUCUCAUUUUUGUGCUUUUUGAAUGUGCAAAGAUAAAAUCCCCGACAGUUUGUUGUGCUCACUUAUAGAGCGUUCUUUUUUGGGAGUAAAUAAAAUCUUCCUGAAUGUAUUCAAGCCAAGAAGAGGAAUUUUUAAACACCAAAUGCAGCAGGUUGCACAUGUUUUCAGCCGGUCUCUGUAGGAUUAUCCAUUCUAAUUGCUUUAUUUUUUUUAAAAUCAUUUUUAGUGUCUUUUAUUCUUUCACAUGAUUCUGAUCAUAAUGCUGUAACGCUGGAUAUGAUAUUAAAGUCUGCUAACAAAUGUUUAAUUAGCUUUCUCUGUAGAGAUUUUGUCACAGAAUAUUAUAAACAUUGUCUAUAA
Oryzias melastigma (Indian medaka) is the source of this 8233-nucleotide messenger RNA. RefSeq names its product citron rho-interacting serine/threonine kinase a (gene cita). Lineage: Eukaryota; Metazoa; Chordata; Actinopteri; Beloniformes; Adrianichthyidae. The transcript has 50 exons. The coding region runs from base 161 to 6571 and encodes 2136 amino acids. The record is from RefSeq and is a predicted model, not a curated record. Gene Ontology annotation, molecular function: ATP binding; protein serine/threonine kinase activity. Gene Ontology annotation, cellular component: cytoplasm; cytoskeleton. Gene Ontology annotation, biological process: peptidyl-threonine phosphorylation; actomyosin structure organization; mitotic cytokinesis.